Messenger RNA from Olea europaea var. sylvestris, 1225 nucleotides. Its product is annotated as protein FLOWERING LOCUS T-like. Bases 484 to 1008 code for a protein of 174 amino acids. The transcript has 4 exons. NCBI's taxonomy places the organism in Eukaryota, Viridiplantae, Streptophyta, Magnoliopsida, Lamiales, Oleaceae. The record is from RefSeq and is a predicted model, not a curated record.
AAAUACAAGAUAUAUAACAUAUAUUUUUGUAAAUCACCAUAUUCGUGGAAUAUUUAUUCAUUAUUAAAAAAAAAUAAAAAAAAAACGAAGGUCAAAAUGCAUAUUCAAAAGGAGGGCAUAUGACCUGACUUCGUGUACGUAGAUAAAGUAUGAAAGAUAGACUAUUCGCACACUAUCUCAUGCACAUUCUUGUUUGAUUCAUCAUAUUUAUGUCUAAGUCUCGAGUGUGAAAGAAAGACUAAGAUAUGAAAUUCGGAGCUAAGCUUUUUCAUAUCCCCUAUUCCGAUCAAUAUUCCUUUUUGAGAAUAUGAAAUCAUGCCCACAUUUCUUAAUUGCCUUUACAGUUUGAAAAUUGUAUUUGUACGAGGGCACCAAUUGAAAAUAACAUCGUUGGGGUCUCUUGUCAAAUAUACGACUAUAUAAAACCCAUAUCCUUUGUGUGUGAUACACAUAUAUUUUGUAGAAUUCGUUUCAUUUCGUACAAUGCCUAGAGACAGAGACCCUCUCGUUGUUGGUAGAAUUAUAGGGGAUGUUUUGGAUCCAUUUACAAGGUCCGUACCACUUAGGAUUGUAUAUGCAGAUAGGGAAGUUAAUAAUGGAUGGGAUUUCAGACCCUCUCAGAUUGUUAACCGGCCUAGGGUUGAAAUUGGUGGUGAUGACCUUCGUACUUUCUACACUCUUAUAAUGGUGGAUCCCGAUGCUCCAAGCCCAAGUGAGUCUAGCCUCAGAGAAUACUUGCACUGGUUGGUGACUGAUAUUCCAGCAACCACUGGAUCUAGCUUUGGACAAGAGAUUGUUUGUUAUGAGAAUCCACAGCCAACAAUGGGUAUCCACCGCUUGGUUUUCGUGUUAUUCCAACAGUUGGGCCGCCAGACAGUGUACGCUCCGGGGUGGCGCCAGAAUUUCAACACCAGGGAGUUCGCCGAGAUCUACAAUCUUGGCUCGCCCGUAGCUGCCGUAUAUUUCAACUGUCAAAGGGAGAGUGGCACGGGUGGACGAAGAUCGUAAAGUGGAGAAUAUAUGUAGAAGCUUUAAUUACUCUUUAUUCCUUCAUAUAGGUUGCAAAUCGAUAGGGGUCUUGAACUUUUGUAAAAGGUCUUGCAAGCUUUGAAUAAAAUAAGAAAGCAGCUAUUUACAUUAGAAGCACAAAGCUUAAAUCACCAGAUAAAGUGUGUGUGUAAAAUAGAUGUAAACAUCUUAUCUAUAGCUUCAAGUUACUAUUCUA